This is a messenger RNA of Neurospora hispaniola, 724 nucleotides long. Its product is annotated as DUF423-domain-containing protein. The record is from RefSeq and is a predicted model, not a curated record. NCBI's taxonomy places the organism in Eukaryota, Fungi, Ascomycota, Sordariomycetes, Sordariales, Sordariaceae. Gene Ontology annotation, cellular component: membrane. The transcript is spliced from 2 exons. The coding region runs from base 85 to 570 and encodes 161 amino acids.
UCGGCCGUCGCAGUCCACCGAACCCCGAAGCACUCCACUCGUCCAUUGUUGCAAUCAGUUGCUUGAAUUCGUGAUACCAUCUCCAUGUCUGCAAACCAAGCCCAGCACGAUCCCGAAUCCGAACCUGCUAGUGAAACCACCACUCUUCUCCCCACCGAUCACCAUUCUCUCGAUCCAGAAAACACCCCCAAAAUGAGCAGCUCCCUCUUCUGGAGAGUCGGUGCCAUCUACGGCGCCGCCGCCGUCGGUCUUGGCGCCUUUGGUGCUCACGGGCUCAAGAAGCGCAUUUCUGAUCCCAACAAGAUUGCCAGUUGGUCGACGGCUGCUCACUACCAGCUGGUCCACUCGGCCGUCAUCCUCGUCGCGAGUCAUCACCCCGUCGCUUCCGCCCUCUUCACCGCAGGCAUGACCAUGUUCAGCGGCAGCAUCUAUGCUUUGACCCUCGAUACCGAGCGCUUCAGGUUCUUGGGUCCUGUGACACCAGUCGGAGGUCUGUUUCUGAUUGCGGGCUGGUUGGCGCUGGCUUUUGCGUCCAAGGGGAGUGCCGUCGCUAGGUUCCCUCGUUUCUAGAGGUACCUAUCUACCUCAAUUGUGGAUGGGCAAAAAUGAUGGAUGAGACUCCGCUCAAAAAGCACUAGGAGCAUGAGGACCAGCAAAGGUCCGUGUAACAUCAAAUGUACCUAUUUUUCUUGAGAGCAAUACCCAACUCGAUAUUCAUGGUUAA